AUGAGGCUUUGGGCGGAUUUCCUGAGGAAAAAGUCCAUAAAUUCUCAAGAUAUAAAUGUUUCAGGAGGACUAACAAGCUUUAAAACAUUGAAUGUGCAAAAAUCCGAUAUAAAUGAGAUUGAAGAUAGGCAAAGCGUAGAAUAUUUCACUGAAACAGGAAAUGAAACGGGGUUCUCAGAUAGACAAGAUGAAAUAAAUGUUCUUGAUGAGAUGUAUGCUCUUGGAACUCAUAUGUGUAUUCCAGAAAAAAAUCUUUAUAAGCCAAAUAAUGGGAUGUAUGCGUCAAAUACGAGUAUAUAUGCGGGUUCGAAUAAUUCGGAAAAUACAAAUGUUGCGGCAUCUAAUCCUUUAAAACGACUUACAGCACUUUUCCUACGAAAAACAAAGAAAGGAGUUGGACCAGUAGUAGAUCGAAUUUCAGUUCUUCAAGACGGGGUUUAUACAAAUAUUGCAGGACAUAGCGUUCAAGAGGACCAGAUAUUACAAGGACAAGUCCAAGGAAUUAGUGUCUCAGGAGCACAAUUGCCAGGAUUUAUACUUCAACAUGACGUUUCAAGUGAUUCAGAGAUAAUUUGGGUACCUCCGGUUGAACAAAGUUUUAGAGAACGAUCUAUUUCAAUGGUUUUAGAAAGAUUGAGGACAGGACGACUUGGAAAGGAUUUUUGGAUGAAAGAUGAAAAUUGUCGAGCGUGUUUUUUAUGUGAUGCAAUAUUUACGGCAUGGCGUCGACGGCAUCAUUGUCGAACCUGUGGACAAAUUUUUUGUUCUAAAUGUACAACAUUGAUUCCGGGCAAAAGUUUUGGUCAUAUUGAGGAUUUACGUGUAUGUAAUCGUUGUCACGCAAUUAUCAAUGAAUAUAUUGAUGUGAAUGGAGAAGAGGGGAAUGUAUUUUCGGAAAAACCAUGGUUACGAUCGAUUUCUCAGAAUGUAUUUCGUUCAAAUCAUUUUAUGGAAGUUUUUUUCCCAAAGAAACAGUCAUUAGAUAUCACUUUUUCCCCGAAAAACAGUGAGAAAUCAACGUGCGAUGUAUUCGAUACUCUCGAAUCCAUGUCUCCAGUUUCUUUUGGAAUGAGCGAUAUGAUGGAUAAUAAUAUGUCUGAAACUAAUGAGAAUUAUUUAGCAUCAUCUUUAAAAUCUUUUAAUUUAGAUCCCACUGAUGAUAAAUGGUCUGUAUCGAAAAAUGAAUGGAAAGAAGGGAAAAGAAAAAAUCAUGUUUUACAUAAGAGAAAUCACUUUGCUGGUCUUGAUAUAAAAUCAUUUAGUACGACUUCAGGAGAUAUGAGAAAAACUUCAAAUCGAAUGGUAGUUUCGACACCUCUUAUAGAAGAAAACGAACAUCUAUCUUCGACACAUUCAAUUCCAUUGCCUAUAACUAGCGAAAAACUUCAAAUUGUAAAAAUGGGGAAGAAAAAUGCAAUAAAAAUCGAUCGUCGUUUAAAAAAACAGAAAAAAAUUGAUGGUAAACAUGGGAAUUUUUCUGUUUCUGCGGAUUACGCAAAAGAUAUUGAAUUUACAUCAGAAAAUGCAUUUUUUACUUCAUCUUUUUCUGCUCUUUCUAAAAAAAAAUCUCAUAAAGUAUCACCGAGUGAUACAUCAUUAAAAAUUAUGGACUCAAAUUCAUUUCCUUUAUACUAUAUCCGAGAACUUUUGAAACAAUUACUGCGAGACUCAAACGUAUCAUCCGUUUUAAAUUGGGAACAAAUUUUAACUCCAAUGCUUUUUAAGAUUAUUGAUAAUAUUAAUCCUAAUCUUCGAAAUGGGGAUGAUAUUGAUGUACGUCAUUAUGUUAAAAUCAAAAAAAUCAUAGGAGAUCCUACAUUAAGUUGUUAUGUUCAAGGUCUUGUAUUUACAAAAAAACUCGCAUUAAAGAAAAUGAAUACUUCUCUGAUAAAUCCGAGAAUUGUCUUGAUAACAUUUCCCAUUGAGUAUCAUCGAACAGAAACUCAUUUUAUGUCAUUGGAUCCCGUUAUUGCUCAGGAGAAAGAGUAUCUUCGAAACCUUGUAAAUAGAAUAAUUUCAUUACAUCCUACAAUAUUAUUUGUCGAAAAAAGUGUUUCCGGGCUAGCCAUGCAAUAUUUAUUUGAAAGUAAUAUUGUCGUUGCAUCAAAUGUAAAACCCUCCGUUAUUCAAGCAAUCUCACGUUGUACAAGAGCUGAUAUUAUUUCAUCUAUUGACAAACUUGCAUUAUCUCCAAGAAUAGGAAAGUGUGCUUAUUUUAAUUUAAAGACUUUUGUAAAUUCAACCUCUCCUAUCAUGAAAAAAACAUUUAUAUUUUUAGAAGGAUGUCCAAAAGAUCUUGGCUGUACAAUUAUUCUUCGCGGGCCAACUAUUCAUGAACUUUCUAUCGUAAAACGAAUAACAGAGUUAAUGGUAUACGUGGUUUACAAUUUAAAAUUAGAAACAUGUCUUAUGAGAGAUCAUUUUAUUUCAUUAUCAGAUAUACCCUCGAAUAAGCUUGCAUUGGACCUUUUGAAAGAUUCUUAUUCCACAAUUGAUCGUAAUGCUCCUAUAACAUCGUAUGAUGUUAUUAUAGAAAUAUUCGAAACAAGACUUUUAUCUGCUUCUCCAUAUGUUAAGUUUCCUCCACCAUAUAUGCUUUUAAAAGCUCGUGAUUCCGAAAAAUAUUUAAAAGAAUUCUUAAAUGACAAGAAAUCAGAUAUUCUGGAUCAAAAGGUUCAUAAUUUUUUAAAAGAAAUGAAUGCUUUAGAUAACGAUCAUUUAUUAUUAAAUAUAAAUCUAACGGAAAUAUUAAAAAAUGCUGAAAUUGAAAAGGCACAACAAGAAUUAAAAAUCCAAGAGAAAAAUUGGCAAUCCUAUUUUGUUCAAGAUAUUGGAGUUGCUAGCCCUUUUUCUCAUCAAGGAUUUGCUGUACUUUAUUCUAGUGUAUGUACUGCAUCAGCGAUACCCUGUAAAGGUCCUGGUAUGAAUAUUAUUGAAUAUUAUCGCGAAACGGAUUGUACAUUAGGACAAUAUAUUGAAGAUAUGUGUUCAACCGUUAAUAUAAUUUGUAAUGCAAAUCUUUGUGGGCGGAGACUUUUUGAACAUCAUCGAAGUUAUGUACAUGAUCAUGCUCGUAUUACCGUUUUCAUACAGGAAUUGGAUCAUGCUAUUUCUGAAAUACAAAAAAAUAUUUUUCUUUGGAGUCAGUGCAAGAUUUGUAAAAAAAGUACACCAAUGAUACCAAUGUCUGAAAAUACUUGGAAGUAUUCAUUUGGGAAAUAUUUAGAAUUGAUAUUUUAUAAUAUUUCUCUUUACAGCAAAACCGGUAUUUGUAAUCAUGAUAUAAAUAGAGAUCAUAUUCGUUAUUUUGGAUAUCAAAAUUUUGCUGUAAGAUUUCAAUUCGAUUAUAUUGAGCUUUAUGAUCUUUCAUUGCCUCGUGCUGAAAUAAUAUGGAAGUCAGAAGGAUGGAUUCGGUUGAAAUUAGAGGAAUAUAAUUCAAUAAAAUCAAAAAUUGAGAAAUUCUGUGAUUCUGUUGAAGUUAGAUUAAAUAGUAUUCCAUUAGAUACUAUACCUUUGGAUAAAUUCGAAGGAUGUAAACUCGAAAUAGAUCGCUUUAGAAAAAGAAUUAAAGAUGAAAGGGCUUUUCUAUUAAUUUUUUUGAAAGAAUCAUAUGAAAAUUCUCACCCUUUAAAAAUUUUACCACUUAAUCGUGUUCUGAGAAGUAUUCAAGAGAUGGUUAUUCAAUGGGAUGUUGAUUUUAGCGAAUUUGAUAAAGACUUUUUUCCUUCUGAAAAAGAUAUGCGACGAUUUACUUCUUUGCAUCUUAAAAAGUUCUUUAUGGAUAAAGAACUUAUUUCAGAUCAUAAUUAUUCUAAAGGUUUAGAAGUUUCUGAAAAUCUAAAUUCCGAAGUUGGUGAUAAGUUAUUAAGAAAUAAGAACAGGCUUUUAUUAUUAAAGAAGGUUUCCAGUGAAAAGGACUUAAAUUUCAUGUCUUCUAGUGAAUCAGAACUCUCAUUAAACAAAAAUAAUUCUGAUACAAAUAUUUCUCAUUUCACAAAAAACGCCUUAGAGGUCUCAAAUAAAAAACAGGAUAUUUUUAUUAAAAAUACUUAUAAUCAAAUAAACAAUGAAUUGGUUCAAGAGAUACGUAAACUUUCGAGUGAUAAUAAUAAUUUUUCUAAAAAAAAAGAAUCUGAUAAUAAUGCUGAAGAAACUAAUUUGAAUAAAGUUAUUAAUACUGGAAAUGAAGUUUUAUUUGAUAACAAUAAUUUUUCGGAUUCAUUUCAGAAGUUAGAUAUAGAAAAAUUUGAUAAUUCUCUUCCUACAUCAUCAAUUGGAAGUUUUCUUUUUAAAAAUUAUUUUUUUAGAAAGAAUUUUGCAAAAAUUCUUAAUUCAGAUCAAAAAAAACCCGAUUGUAAUUAUAAAAAGGAUCUUCGAUCUACUUUAAGAACUAAAAAAGAUUUAGAUAUACAGUUUAAGUCUCAAAAUUCGGAAAAAUUUAAUGGAAAUAUUUCUAAUUUCUCCAACGAUUUUGAUCCAUUGGAUAAGGAAUUUGAAAAACAACGGACUCAUAAAAGACGUUUAAAAAUUAAAAAGAAUUACUCAUUUCUUCCAUCAUCAAAACCUAUUGUAGAGGUUUUUCAGAAUGUUCAAGAAGCUGUUAAUGAAACUUCAGAUGAUGAUCUUAUUAAUGAACAUAAAAAAAUAAAUAUAGAUUUGAAAAAAAAAGACAAAUGUGAACUCAAUUCAGACAAAAAAGGGAAAAAAAGAAUCAGAAGAUCUCAGACUAUUGACUCGUUUAAUUUAUACGAGAAUAAAAUGGGUCUUGAAAACUCGCAAAAGGAUUCUGAUCUUUCUUCUCUGGAAAUUCUUUAUACUUCCCCUGAAUGCUUUAAAUUUUCCAAUGAUGAUAUUAUAGAUGAAAUUCCUACACAUGGUGCUGAACGAAUAUCACUUAUGAAAAGUUUAUUUGCAUUUUGGGCUGAUAGAGCUUCUGUUGGAUGGUCUGCGUUAAAUUAUCCGCUCAAUCCAUAUGAACAUGUAUUUACGGAUUCAGAUGUAAUCAUUCGAGAGGAUGAACCAAGUUCGCUUAUUGCUUUUACAUUAAGUUCUGUUGAUUACUUAAAUAAACUUAAAGAAAUGGAGCAUAUUAAAGCUCUUCAUAAUAUAAUUGAGAAUUCAAAAACUGAAGAAAAAUUGAAGGAUCUAGGAGAUUUAACUAAGAAACCGUUAGAAAAUGCGUUAUUAAAACUUACUGGAACUCAUUUAAAAUAUCAAUUUCAAGAAGGUUCUGCACAGCUAUUUUGCAAAGUAUUUUAUGCGGAACAAUUUGAUGCAUUUAGACGUGCAUGUAAGUGUGAUGAAGACUAUCUUUCAUCUCUUUCAAGAUGUUUUAAAUGGGAUUCUUCUGGUGGCAAAUCAGGUUCUGCUUUUCUUAAAACUAGAGAUGAUAGAUUAGUUUUAAAACAAUUAUCUCGACUAGAAACAGAAGCUUUUAUAAAAUUUGCACCUUCUUAUUUUGAAUAUAUGUCUCAGGCAUUUUUUCAUGAAUUACCUACUGCAAUGGCUAAGAUUAUUGGGUUUUAUCAAAUAGGUUCUCGAAAUCCUCAUACAGGAAAGGUUACAAAAAUGGAUGUACUAGUAACAGAAAAUCUUUUUUAUGGAAAAAAAACAUCUCGAAUUUUUGAUUUGAAAGGUUCAAUGAGAAAUAGACAUGUACAAUCAACUGGCAAAGAAAAUGAAGUAUUGUUGGAUGAAAAUUUAGUUGAAUUUAUAUAUGAUUCCCCAUUAUUUAUUCGUGAGCAUUUUAAAAAAAUUUUAAGAGCAUCUUUAUGGAAUGAUACCUUGUUUUUGGCAAAAAUGAAUGUUAUGGAUUAUUCUAUGGUUGUUGGUAUUGAUGAUGAAAGACAAGAACUAGUCGUUGGAAUUAUUGAUUGCAUUCGUACUUAUACAUGGGAUAAAAAAUUAGAAAGUUGGGUUAAAGAAAAAGGUUUGGUAGGUGGUGGUGGGAAAGAACCUACUGUUGUGACACCUCGUCAGUAUAAAAAUAGAUUUAGAGAAGCAAUGGAUUCUUAUAUUUAUGGUUCGCCAAGUUGUUGGUAUUUUUUUGAAAGCGCUUUAGGACUUAAGGUUUAGCUUUGAAUAUAAAAGACAUUAAAGU
Molecule: messenger RNA, 6100 nt
Organism: Pneumocystis murina B123
Lineage: Eukaryota; Fungi; Ascomycota; Pneumocystomycetes; Pneumocystales; Pneumocystaceae
Exons: 15
Coding region: 1-6075 (2024 amino acids)
Biological process (GO): phosphatidylinositol phosphate biosynthetic process
Cellular component (GO): endosome membrane; fungal-type vacuole membrane
Molecular function (GO): 1-phosphatidylinositol-3-phosphate 5-kinase activity; metal ion binding; ATP binding
Source: RefSeq, a predicted model, not a curated record